Messenger RNA from Sabethes cyaneus, 2020 nucleotides. RefSeq names its product probable Ufm1-specific protease 2 (gene Ufsp2). Lineage: Eukaryota; Metazoa; Arthropoda; Insecta; Diptera; Culicidae. The coding region runs from base 114 to 1904 and encodes 596 amino acids. The record is from RefSeq and is a predicted model, not a curated record. The transcript is spliced from 5 exons.
GUUCCAGUUUAUUGACACGUAGUUAGUUUUUUUUAUUUAAGGAAUUUUAGUGAAUUACCAACUAAUUAUCAUCAUCUAAUUACCGAAUCAACGGAGUUUUAAUAACGAGUGAAAUGACUCCGAAACUAAAAAUUUCGGAAUUUGUGCUGAAGCGCAUCUCUCUCGUAAAUAGCCAGUGCAGUGGCGAACUGUUUGGGAUAAUGUGCCGCGGAACGCUGACCGUGCUGGGAUUCAUCCUAGAGGAGAAAGAGACACUAAGUGCGCUCAAUUACAGCAAGGUGCAGAAUAAUUUUCCCACUGAGAUCGAUCUGUGCGGGCUAAUAAAAUUUGGCCCCUGCACGGAUGCCGAAGCUCAUCUGAACGAGAUAUUGCAGGAUGUUGAUAUUACCGAUAAUCCGGUGCUGCUGAAUGUUGAUGCCGACGGAGAGGUAAAAGCAUCCCUCUUUAAGCACGGUCAACUGGAGGCAAUCGAAUUCGAGGUCGAAAGCGAAGCUGAUUUGAUGCGGAAUUACGUCUUUCUAAGGUUACAGUGUAGCUUGGAACUGUUCUGCGAACAGAAUGAAAAGUCCAUUCCGCAAAGUGCUACCAUACUGCGAAAGCGACUAGCAUCGGGAAACGUAGCAUUUGCUGUGUCGGGGACGGAGGUGAUUAUGAACGGUGGCUCUAGUGGGUCUCAAGUAAUUGGCCUGGAUGCUGAGGCAUCUAUGGAGGCUCUUCUGGCACGGACCGUAAAAACUGUGGAGGAUGACGGAUUUGUUUCGAGAGGAGGGAAGAAAAAAAGUACAAUUGUGACUCCAACAGAGUAUCCGGUUUUAGACGUUACUAUGAUGAUUAAGAAAUCUAAGGAUACUCAGGAUGAAAAACUGACCAGAGAAGCCUGCAACGUCACGAUCGAUAGUAAAAAUGGUAGCAACAAAAUACAAAUCCCCCUACAGGUAGAUGUUUUGAGUAUGUUACAUCGCGAAACGAAGGUGAAUUUAUGCUACGAUAUACUGGUGGAAAGCGUAUGCCGAUCGUUAAGACUAUUAGAAAGCAGCUUUUUAGAUCAACUGACAUUCUUCAAGCAGCUUUAUGUCUCGAAGUGCUACCAUUUGCUACCCGAUGUUCUGGGCCACUUCCUUACUUGCGUUUAUCCGGUUCGAGAGACAGCCGAAGGAGAGGAUCAGUAUUUGAUAGAGAAGCGUACAUCUCUUCAUGAGCAGUUUGGACUUCGCAAAAACCGACCGUAUUUCCGUAAAGCCAAUGCAUUCCGAUUUAGGGAAGGCGGCAGCAAACUUCUAUUUAAUCCGCAUGUAGGAGUUAAAAGACAACUCACCGAGGGACGCCUCUCGCUAGUGCAAGGUCGAUAUAGCUACCAUCAUUAUAUGCAAGACGGAUUUAACGACGACGGUUGGGGCUGUGCUUACCGUUCCCUGCAAACGCUCGUUUCAUGGUUUAUCUUGCAGGGUUACGCCAACGUGCAGAUACCGACACAUCAGGAUAUUCAGAAGUAUUUGGUCCGUGUAGGUGACAAGCCGAAAAGCUUUGUUGAUUCGCGUCAGUGGAUUGGUUCCACUGAAGUAUCGAUGUGCUUGAACGAGUUUGUUGGUGUGGAUUCUAGAAUAAUGCACGUCAGCUCCGGUGAGGAGUUGGCUAGCAAGGGUUCUGAACUGGCAUAUCACUUCGAAACGCAGGGAACGCCCAUCAUGAUUGGUGGCGGUGUGUUGGCGCAUACUAUUCUGGGAGUUGAUUUCGAUAGGAACACAGGAGAUUUGAAGUUUCUAAUAUUGGAUCCGCACUAUACAGGGGCGGAUGAGAUUGGAACCGUACUGGCGAAGGGUUGGUGCGGCUGGAAGGGCGUCGAAUUUUGGGACAAGAAAGCUUACUAUAAUUUGUGCAUGCCGCAAAGACCUCCAGUGUUUUAGAUUGUAUUCCGUUUACUGUUAUUGUGGAUAAGGUAAAUAAAAUAUAUAUUUUUACACGACUCUGAUGCUUGAAAAUAUGGCAUUUCGAAGCUGCAAAGUUUUGUUUUAAUUUGUAC